Molecule: messenger RNA, 635 nt
Organism: Helianthus annuus (common sunflower)
Lineage: Eukaryota; Viridiplantae; Streptophyta; Magnoliopsida; Asterales; Asteraceae
Exons: 2
Coding region: 12-371 (119 amino acids)
Source: RefSeq, a predicted model, not a curated record
GUGGUUUGACGAUGACUUCAGAAGGAUACGUUGACCCAACGGCUCUCUUGCAAGAACUGCAGGAUGAUUUGAUAGAUCAAGAAAUGAAAGAUUCAAGUGGCAAGUUGAAUCCUUCUGCACCUGUAAAGUCAAAAGAAGUGGUGUUACACACUGCUACUUCAGUAGCGUCUCCACGAAACAACAAAGAGUGCAAACCUUCGUCUGAAGAGACCUCCAAAGCAGAAAAGAGGACCGCAAGCACUUCAAAUGGCGUUAACAUGACAUCAUCUUCAAGUAUUUGUGAAAACACAUCCAAAGAGGGAAACAAUGAGCAUGUUAGGAGGACCAAAAGGCGUAAAAUUAUGAAGUAUUUAUGCUUCUUGGCAUUCUAAGUAGUCUCUUGCAUAACAAGAAAUGUUUCUUGAGAUAGAAGAAACCAUGAGGGUUGCUAAAUGAGGUGAGUUUUCAUUUGUCUUGUAAGAUAACACGUGAAUAGUGUAAUGGUAUGUGUAACACUUGUACAAUGGUGAUUUCAUAUUUACUCGUCUUGUUUAAAACAUGUUUUGUACUCGAUAUUGUAUAAUAUAAUUGUGUUGUAAGAUAACAUGUGGAUAGUGUCAAUGGGUAUGUAUAACACUUGUUCAGUUGUGAUUUCA